This is a messenger RNA of Ictidomys tridecemlineatus (thirteen-lined ground squirrel), 6222 nucleotides long. RefSeq names its product SLX4 interacting protein (gene Slx4ip). NCBI's taxonomy places the organism in Eukaryota, Metazoa, Chordata, Mammalia, Rodentia, Sciuridae. The record is from RefSeq and is a predicted model, not a curated record.
UCGAAAAUACUUUUCACCCCACGCUAGUAGUUUCCCGGCAUUAAUAAAACCACAGAAAUACUAUUUUACUUUCUUUUGAUGACUUCAACUACACUUUAGUGUGGGUAACUGUGAUUCGUCACCUGCUAUUCAUAUUCGUGACGUCCCCAGCGUCUGAGCAGUUUGCCCCAGUUGCCAUUUUUGAUUUGGUCUUUAUUGAAAGUCAUGAGCCCACGAGCGGAGGCCAUUUUUCUUUUGGGCUGAUUCUUGCGUUAUCCCGGCCCUUUACCGUGUUUUGCCGCCAUCUUAAAUCCUGGCUCUGGCUUCAGGAGAACAAUGAAGCUUCCUCGAUCAUUUUGUGUUUGGGCGGUGGCUCAGUUCCCAAACGCGCGGGGAGAGCCUGGGAAAAGGGAAGCAGGCUGAAAAAUUGAAUUCCCCCCCAGCUUCUGAAGUUUGGUUUGCGUAACUUGCUUCUUUUUUUGGUGUAAGUUUCCCCAACCAGGUACUACUCCGCCUGUGGCCCUGGAUAGUAACAAAGCAAACAAAGCCCGAACCCAAACCCGCCACCAUCAUAGGUCCUAUAAUUGCUGUGGAGAAUUUGUAAGCCAUGGCAUCUAAGAAAUUUGCUGUUAAAUGUGGGACUUUUGCUGUACUGGUGGAUCUCCAUAUAUCGCCACAAGGUUCAAACAAAGAUACCAGCUGGUUUUCUGAACAGAAGAAAGAGGAAGUCUGUUUGCUGUUAAAAGAAACCAUUCUUUCAAGAGUUAAGGAGUACUUGGAAGUUCAUAAACAGCACAGGCCAUCAAAUACAGAAUUCACAAGAUCCAGUCCCUUGUCCUUAAAAGGUUAUGGCUUUCAGAUCACAGCCUAUUUCCUUAAGAGAGGGAUACACCUCCGCUGCAUUGAGAGCUCACAAAAUACUGAACUCCGUGUAUUCCCUGACAGAUUUGUGGUCUGUGUUAGUCAGCUUGAAUUUAAUCAUGAUAUUUUGGCAAAUCAGAAUGAAGAAUUGACAGAAAGAGCUCUCCACGGAGUGUCUGAUUAUUUUGCUGAGUGUGCGGAGAGUCCACUUCCUCCCAGCGCAAAGCUCAAGAGAAAUGCUCUGAAACAAAUUGCGAAAAGAACAAAAACAAAAAGUAACAUCAAGAGCAAAUCACAGACCAGCAGAGACAUUGUGGGAACAUCUAGUGACUCAGUGACUGCGGAGGUAGCAAGGAGGAGGGAUGAUGGUCAGGCCUCAUCAGAAUCCACAGGACAAGCAAAGGAUUACAUAAAGGCAGCUGAGUGCCACCAGAGGCUUCCUGUUCAAAAGCUGGAAAAUGUUAAUCAGACCCAGCCAGAAGACACUAGCAGCCAGCAUAAACCUCAUCCUGGGGAGCGGUCAAAGACAGGGCUUCUAAGCGGGAGCCCUGUCUAUAGCUGUGAGUCAGCAUCACCAGGUCCAAAGCAAAGUCCAGGAGUAGCCAAAACACAACAGAAACGCAGGAACUGCAGCUCUGCGGAAGACUUCGACCACCACAAGAGAGUUUCUCUUGGAAGUGAUCGAUUAGUCCCAGGAGAAAUAAUACUGGAGAAAAGCACAGCUGUCAAUGUUUUGCCAAUUUUAGAGUUGUCAGAUCCGGGGUUACUUUUGAAACAAGAUUUGGCAAAAACCAUGUCUAAGGAAGAAUUGCAUGUUUUGGAAAAUCUCCCCUCCAGACAUCUUAUAAAAAAUAACCCAAGGCAGGCACAGCAAACUGGCUCAGCCAAAAACACUGAAAGAUCAUCUGCAAUUCAAGGCAGCCCAACCAAGAAAAGAAAGAAAUUGCAAAGGAUUGCAAAGUCAUAGUUGAGGAUAAUAGUAGCCAAAUAUGUGACAAGAGCGCCAACAUGUAUAGAUGCUGAGACUUAAAAGGAAUUUGUUAGAAAGAUUUUGUUUGUUUGUUUCUAUCUUUAUCACAAUAUUGGAGAUUAAAUCUAGGGUUUCGUACAUGCCAGGAAAAUCCUCUACCAAUGAGCUGCAUCCUCAGCCUUGCAAAUAGCUGGGAUUAUGGGCAUGUACCACCACGCCUGGCAAAAUGAUUAUUUUAAAUAAAACAGUACAUAUCCACAUUGGGGUUUGCUUUCCAGCAGUCGCCUUCAGGAGGCUAUCUGAUUAUUCUAAUAAUGCUAUCUUUUCAUCAGACUUUAUAACUGUCUUCAGAAAUUUUAUUGAUAAAGAGCCAUCCACCUUGGUGGAGAGGAGACUAUUUGUGCAAGGACUGCAUGAAGAAACCAGUCACAUGUUCCUCCUUGACAUUACCAGGCAGACCUCAUGAUGGGACACAUGAAGACAGUGCCUCGUGCUAUAGUUAAGUUCUAGGGGUACAGUGCAUCCUCCUGCUCCUCAGCUUCAGAAGGGGGCAGUGAAAGGAAAAGCCAAUGGUUCUAAACUACUGGGACCAGCAUCAUUGGAAACAUGAAUUAGAAAUGUGGGUGUCAUGCCCCACCCCAGACCUAUAGAAUGAGAAGCUCUUGGUGACUCUAAAAUAUGCCGAAGCCUGAGAACCACUGGACUGAUUGAAGUCUCCUUCAUGUUUAUUUCCUCCAGCCUGACUCCCAUGGCCUCCAGCUCAUCAGCUGGGGCCACGUGUGGACAUGUACACCCUCAUAUUCCCUCAAACUUAUAAAACACCUGGGUUCAGUGCAUGAGUCACUCUGUUCCCAGAUUCUACAGUAUGACAGCCACAGCAUCCAGGGAGCUGUUACUUACGCUUAUAAUUGCCGGAAGUUUACGGAUAAUUUAUCCCAGCAUUAGAGGAAGAAAUGGGAGAGGCUUGCUCUUACUUGUAGCUCAGGCCUAUCCCUGUCCCUGCCCUUUCUUCCACCUCUAAGAUUUUGGUUAGGUUCAGGACAGACCAGAACCCAAGAGGAAGUCAGUGGCCAGUGUUUAGUUUCCCAUUUGGAAGUCUUCGCAGGCAAUUUAAGUUUCUUCUCUGGUCUCACAAUUUACUCUUAAAAAGAUAAGAAGCUUGUGGCUGGGAUUGUGGCUCACCUAGCAUGUAUGAGGCCCUGGGUUCGAACCUCAGCACCACAUUUAAAAAAUUAAUAAAUAAAAUAAAGGUAUUGUGUCGACUACAACUAAAAAAAAAUACUUAUAAAAAAAAAAUAGGAAGCCUAAGAGGAGGUCAACCUCAGAAAUAUAAGAACCCUAAGAGGUCAACCUGGAAGUUUAAUCUGGACUUUACUUGUUCAGUAGAAGAUGAAACUUUUGAUUCUGGAAAUUUUAAACAGUUUCUACAGAAGGUUAAAGUCAGUGGAAAAACAGGACAUAUCGGGACUAUUCACCUUAAACACUUCAAGAAUAAAAUCACAGUUGUUUCUGAGAAACAGAUCUCUGAAAGGUAUUUGAAAUACAUUACCAAAAAGCACCUUAUGAAGAAAAAUCCUGCUGAUAGCAGUGGCACACACCUAUAAUCCUAGUGACUCAGAGGCUGAGGCAGGAGGAUCUCAAGUUCAAGGCCAGCCUCAGCAACUUAAGGAGGCCUUAAGCAACUUAAUGUCUCAAAAUUAAAAAAUAAGAAGGACUGAGAAUGUUAUUGUGGUAAAGUGCCCCUAGAUUCAAGCCCCAGUGCAAAAAAAAAAAAAAAAAAAAAACAGGAAAGAAAAAUCUUUGUGAUUGGCUUCAUGUGAUUAUACCUGACAAGACUUAUAAACUUAGUUACUUCCAGAUUAGUCAAAGUCAAGAUUAGACAAGAUGAGAGUCUGAGAUCUAGGUGAAGCCUCUUGUUACAGGGCUUUGGUUCAUAAUAUUAAAGAAUGAAGCAUUCACUCAAUUUCAUUCAAAAGUAGGAAAGAAAUCUUAUUCAAAGACCACCAAUGUAUCUUUUCCUGCUUACCAACAGGUGUUCCUUUGAAGUAGCAUCUCCCUUAUAUAAUAGGGAAAAUCAAGAGUAUUUCCCAAAGUGUUAAAAUUAGCAAAGAAAGCCCAAUAAAAUAAAAUAGCAUGUGAGUGCUAUUAAUGCUCUCCAAUUGCAAACUCUCUCUCCCAGUAUCUGCUUUUCCCACUUGGAUUAUAUUGAAUGAAGCCCACCCAAAGGAAACCAUAUCUGAGAGCACCAUUGUGGGUCAUGAAGUUCAGUAAUGGUCAGAAAGCCUGGCUGCUGGAUGUAGAUGCUGUUGCUUUGUUGCUUUGGUGUUACAUUGACCUGGAAACCUGUCCCCUUCCUGCACCCCUAAGACCCAACAUAGCCCUUCCCACUGUGUCCUUUCUUAUUCUUUCCCACCUGUUUCCCUUGUCAUAAUAGAUUCCAAUCAUAGGUGAAAAGGGAGCCCAACAGAAUGCUAAUAACCUCAGUGGAGCUGACUCUGUUUAUACAGUAGGGUUCGACUCUCAGAAUGGAAACUGCCUAAGAAGGUAUUUCAUUAGUUAACCUGGUUAAGGCCAAACUUAAAAUGAUUUUCUUUCUAGAAAAGUCUUGGCUUGAGUGUUUAUUAUAUUUGGAGAAAACACAAUUCAUGUGAUCUAAUAAGGAAAAUAGCAACUUUGUGUUAUAGAUAGAUGUGGUCUUUCUGAGACUUCACACACAAUGGGUUCACAGCCCCAGCCCUUUUUAUAUUUUGAAUCUUGCUAAGUUACUGAGGCUGGCCUCUUACUUGUGAUCCUCCUACCUCAGCCUCUGCAGUCACUGGGAUUAAGGGCAUGGGCCACCACACCUGCCUUAAAUAACAUUUUAAUAGGUGUAUGUUUUUCCCCUUUAACAUUCACAAGCAAGGAAGGUCUGGAAACAAUCCAGGUGAUUUUUCUUACACACUUUUUUCUCUUUGCCAAGGCAAAGAGAAAUAUGCAUAUAAUAUCUAGACAAAUAUACAUAUAAUGUGUCAAAUACAAAGGAGCAAACAUUUGUGGAGAAUGGAGUGUGUGCAGCAAUUUUUUAGUUCCCUUUUUUUAAAUACUCAAGGAGUGUGGAAAGUAUUGCAUUUUUUAAAAAAAGGCUUUGAGGCUGGGAAUAUAGCUCAAUGGUAGAGGAAGGACUUUUUGUGUGCAAGGCGCAAGAUUUGAUCCCUGGCAUCAUACACACACACGUGCACACACACACUCAGAAAACCCCUCUUUAUUUUGAUUUGUGGAGAAUAUGGCUUAUCUCUGAAUGAAAUAUCCCAAAAUAUAUUCUUGGGACAACAAUGGGAUCACAGCAUAAUUGUUUUCUUUUUGCUAUCAUGUUUAGAUUUGGGCAUGGACUGUUGUGUAUAUCGAUGGCCUUUGAUUUCAGAAAGAGCUUGGUGAGGGCAGGCACAUAGGGGAAGGAAAUCUCUGCCCAGGAGAAUGGCCUGGAUUCAGUGUCCCCACUCUGUGUUUCCUUAAGCUCUUUGGCAGGCCCAACUAAUAUUUCCACAAAACUGUAGCGAGUGGCCCUCCCUUGAAGUAACCAGCUGCUUUCCUAAGAGCCAAAAAUUCUCUCUUCAGCGUGCUAUGACUUGAAUAUGGAAAUCAUCUUAAUUUCUUCUUUUUUCUUAUGAGGAAAUUUCCAUGCUUGGUUUGUCAAGACAAGAGAGUUCAUUCCUUCAUAUUGAAACACUAAUGAAUUGAAACAUGUUGAAGCAAGUAAAAAAAUCAAAAUUAAGCUGGUUUCUCUUAAAUAGUUUAAAGCCUUCCUUAGUACAAAAUAAAUUAAGCAUUGUAAAAUGAAGUUAAUUCAGGUAAUUAUUCAGUGCAGAAAUCUAACCAUAUAUAUCAUUGGUAUUGUAAUUUCAGGGUAUAAUUAAAUUAUCUGAAAUCUGCAGAACUCCCUCUAAUUUGGUCUCUAUAUUUAUUUAACAAGACAGGGAACAAAUAUGUGUCAAUAUGCAGCAUAACAGAGGGAACUUGAAUGGCUGAAAUUAUCUUUAAUUAUCUAGAGUUACUCAGUACCAGUCUGGAAUAAGUUUAAUCUUGCAGCCUAAUGUUACCAUAUUUCAUAUUAGCUUGUAGAUGCUAUUAUAGCUCCUUAUCAAAAAUUUUGAUAACUUAAGCAAAAAUCAGUAAAACCAUGCAUUUGUCCUUUGAAGCAUCUGAUGGGGUGCCUGCAGGUGUGAAUUUGAUAGAUCCCUAGAAUAACUAUUCAGUUGAGUUAGAAAGCCAAACACUGCCAUAAUCACCAGGUGAGCUCUUUUUUCCUAUCGGUUUUCUCAUUUGUUUUAUUCUGAACUGUUUAAAUAGUUUGAAUAGUUUUCUAGGUGAUGAAACUAUGUAUGUAGUGAAAAUGUACCUGUUUUAUAAAUAAAGAUAAAAAAUUGUCUUGAAAA